ACAUUACAGACAAACAGUUUCCAUUGUGUGCUUAUGCCGCAAUAUGCAAAUAUGAAAGUGUCUACAUUCGCUAUUGUCUUACUCUGCGCUACGAGUACGCGUUCUUUUGAAUACACCCCCACUAAGGCCCAAGAAAAAUGUCCCUACAAGGAUACAGUUGAUUUAAGCGAUUACAAAGCCUUAGAAAAUGGCUCCUAUAUAUAUCAAAAUGUUGUGGUCGAUGAUAUGGCACAAUACAAUUAUCGCUUGGCAGCCUACAAUGAGACCAAAGAAGCUGAACCACAUUUGCGUGGGUGCGUAUGCGGCCAUCCCAAGAAGUGCAUAAAACUCUGCUGUGAAUGGGGAGCGUUUUUCAAUGAAACCUCUUUUUUUUGCGAGAGAAUCUCAAAGGAUCUUAAUAUUCCCAUCGAAAUGGAAAUUGUUUUUGGAGAUUCAGUAAAAAAAAUUCUUGACAUCUUCGAAAAAUUCAUUUAUCAAGUGGGCAAACCUUGUCUAUACCCCGAAUCCUUGACAAUGGAAGAGGACAAAUGGAAUUUAUUGGAGAAUGGCCUAUUGCACAUUCACAAUGAUGAUUCCUAUCACGACACUGUAAGUUAUUGCCUGACGCCUUAUCAAUACAAUGGCACCGUAAAGAAUGUCCUGGUGCCCAUGAGUUGUGCUAAGAGAAAUGAAAUAACAACCUCGCUAGCUUUUCAUAGUUAUGCCGCAUUGGUUACCGUGCUGUUUCUCAUACCCACAGUUUUCGUGUAUUUAUGGCUUAAGGAAUUGAGAGAGAAUAUGCGAGGAAAACUUUUGAUCUGCUACCUGUUCUCAUUGAUCAUUAGCUACUCCAUACUAAGUUACAUAAACAUAUCGGAACAAGUAUUUGAUGAGAAGAUGUGUUCUUUUUUGGGUUUCACUUGCUACUUCUUUUUCAUUGCUGCAUUUUUGUGGCUUAGCGUUCUCUGUUUUGAUAUUUGGAUUAAUUUCAAAACGCAUCGAGUGGCCAGCAGCAACGCUAAGAAUGCCUUACGUUUUAUAUGUUAUUCAUGUUAUGCAUGGGGUAUGGCCUCCUUUUUAACCUUUUUGGCCAUGCUGUGUCAAUGGUCGGAUAAAAUCUCUGAAGACUAUAAACCUGGCAUCGGGGAAGACGUCUGCUGGUUAGAUACCAACAAAUGGUCAGCUGCCAUUUAUUUCUACUGGCCUAAUUUAAUCAUUUUGUUGUUUAGCAUUGCAACGUUCACUCAUAUGACUUGGAGGAUUUAUCGAGUUCGCAGUGAUGUGGCGCGGCUUACACAAAAGGAUAACUUUUUCCAGGAAAAUGUACUUGUGAUAUUACGCAUCUUUCUCAUUCUGGGCAUUUCAUGGAUUUUGGAUAUUUUAUCAUAUUUUCUGCGUAAUUUCCAAGCUUGGGAUUUUCUGUCGCUGCUGUCUGAUUUUCGUAGCGCUCUACAAGGUGUUUUAAUUUUUAUUUUAUUUGUUUUAAAACGCAACGUUUUGGACUCGCUUAAGAAGAGUUUUUCGACUACCAGACAAUCAGUCUCAAGGCGAUCCAUGUUUGCUAGAUUUUCAAAAUCAUCAGCCACCAGUGGACCACAAACUGAAUACGAAGUGGUUGAAUUAAGUCCACUAAGUUAAGCAUAAAUAAACACAAAAAAAAUUUAAUGGAUUAUAUUUCAUGAUUUAAAUAACUC
This is a messenger RNA of Stomoxys calcitrans (stable fly), 1673 nucleotides long. RefSeq names its product G-protein coupled receptor Mth2-like. The record is from RefSeq and is a predicted model, not a curated record. The transcript is spliced from 7 exons. Gene Ontology annotation, biological process: cell surface receptor signaling pathway. Gene Ontology annotation, cellular component: membrane. Gene Ontology annotation, molecular function: G protein-coupled receptor activity. Lineage: Eukaryota; Metazoa; Arthropoda; Insecta; Diptera; Muscidae. Bases 34 to 1617 code for a protein of 527 amino acids.